UGCUUAUUCAAUCUAGCAAUGUACGCCAAAGAAAUAUAUGGCAGCAGUAUACCUCAGAAAGAAGAAGAGAGAAGCAUAAGAAAAGGUCCAUGGUCUAGCGACGAAGACUCAAAACUCAUAAAUUAUAUAGCUAUCCAUGGCGAAGGAGGAUGGGAAGCCCUCUCCCGUAACGCAGGGUUGAGGCGUACAGGUAAGAGCUGCAGAUUAAGAUGGUUGAACUACUUGAAUCCAAAUGUUCGACGAGGAAACAUCACUCCUCAAGAACAACUUUAUAUUAUAGAGCUACGCUUGCGCUAUGGAAAUCGGUGGACACAGAUUGCGAAAAGGUUACCAGGAAGAACUGAUAACGAAAUAAAGAACCACUGGAGAACAAUUAUCAAAAAGCAAGCAAAGCAGCUAAAAUGCGACGUGAAUAGUAUACAAUUUCUCGACAUCAUGCGCUCUAUGUGGCUUCCAAGAAUAAUGGAGGAACAAAUGCAUCCCAUUACCGAAGUUAAUUCAGAAUCCCAAUCCCAGUCAAGUAGUACUGACGUGAAAACUUUAAAGAAACUUUUAAAAUACCAGUUAAUUGCAUGUGCGAUGCACGUGUUGUAA
Olea europaea var. sylvestris is the source of this 594-nucleotide messenger RNA. Its product is annotated as transcription factor MYB2-like. Gene Ontology annotation, cellular component: nucleus. The transcript is spliced from 3 exons. The record is from RefSeq and is a predicted model, not a curated record. NCBI's taxonomy places the organism in Eukaryota, Viridiplantae, Streptophyta, Magnoliopsida, Lamiales, Oleaceae. Bases 19 to 594 code for a protein of 191 amino acids. Gene Ontology annotation, molecular function: DNA-binding transcription factor activity; sequence-specific DNA binding. Gene Ontology annotation, biological process: regulation of DNA-templated transcription.